AUGGACUUUAACGUGUCGCGCAACGAAACUAUCGCCAAUAAAAGCGUCAAUAUUAACGGUUCAACAGCUGUAACGGGCAUCUCGUGGUCAUUUCCAUCCAUCAGCGAUAUGGUCAUCUUCCCGUCCAUCGUCAUUUUCAACGGCUCGGUACUGUUCAUUUUCAUCUACCAAGGCUUACUAUCGCGACCCUUCUACAUUUACCUGGCCAAUCUCCUCUUCGCCAAUCUGGUAUUCGCCAUCAUGAACAAUCCGCUGGACAUCCUCAACCUAAUCUAUCCAUCCUGGUGGUUGGGUAAUACCGCCUGCACCGUCUACCUGUACUCCAUGUAUGUCGUUGACGGGAUCAUGAUGCACGCGCACGUUCUCAUCGCUAUUAACCGCGUCUGGGCCGUGACCUUCCAUAUCUCGUACACCCGUCGCAACACGGUGCGCACGGCGCUUUACUGCUGUUUGGCUUCGUGCAUCUACGUGCACGCGGUGUGUCUGCCAUACGUCGUCUUGGAUGCGCUGUACUACCGGCUACCUAUCGAAACAGCCGGAUGUCUAAUCAACACGGAGGCGUUGCAGUUCUGGAGUCUGCUAACGCAGUUCCUGAUUUACACGCUCCCCAUCGUCUUCAUUGUCGCAGUGUAUCCGUAUCUGGUGUAUAAGCGUCGGGCCCGUCGAAUUGCAGCGAAUAUUGUCGCCCCGGAAACUGAUCAAACACCGGCGUCGGAGAAGGUCGAAGCCGGGACAGUGGAAGUGCUCCCGAAAAAUGGGACAUAUAAUGCAAAGGGGGGAAAACGCGGAUUCCGGGUGUUGACGGCAUUGACCUUUAGCGUAACUCUGUUGUGGACGCCGUCGUGCAUCUUCUUCAAUGUCAACUGCUUCAUCGAUAUCAGCGACCAGACGCUGCUGAUGCAGAUCGUGUUGGUUAUGUUCGCCUCGGAAGCGGUGCUGGAUCCAUUGUUGUUUGCCCUGGUUUUGGAUGAUGUGCGGGAUUUUAUUGUCGGUUUGGUUCGAGCGCUCUUCAAAAGCGCGUGA
This is a messenger RNA of Paramacrobiotus metropolitanus, 1023 nucleotides long. RefSeq names its product 5-hydroxytryptamine receptor 1D-like. The record is from RefSeq and is a predicted model, not a curated record. Lineage: Eukaryota; Metazoa; Tardigrada; Eutardigrada; Parachela; Macrobiotidae. Bases 1 to 1023 code for a protein of 340 amino acids. Gene Ontology annotation, molecular function: neurotransmitter receptor activity; G protein-coupled serotonin receptor activity. The transcript has a single exon. Gene Ontology annotation, biological process: G protein-coupled receptor signaling pathway, coupled to cyclic nucleotide second messenger; chemical synaptic transmission. Gene Ontology annotation, cellular component: membrane; dendrite.